AUGUCUCCCUAUCCGAAAAUUGACUGUCACUCCCACUUCCUGCCUGCUGAAUACCGCAAGGCUCUUGCUGAAAAUGGUCAUAAGAACCCUGAUGGCAUGCCAGCGAUCCCGGAAUGGAGCGAAGAGAGUCACCUUACAAUGAUGAAAUCCAUCAACGUGACCAAGUCGAUUCUCAGCAUCAGCACCCCGGGAGUUCACCUCAAGUCUGGCGACGACGCACUUGCCCGAAAACUGGCCAGACACGUCAACGAGGUCGGGGCGGAUCUGAAGAAACGAAUGCCCGACCAAUUUGGCUUCUUCGCCUCUCUCCCCUUACCCGACGUCGAGGGCACCCUGCAAGAGAUCUCCUAUGCUAUGGACCACCUCAACGCCGACGGGGUUGUCGUGCUCACCAACUUUCACGGGACGUAUCUCGGCCACAAGGACUUUGACGCCGUCUUCGACGAGUUGAACCGGAGAAAAGCCGUCGUCUUCAUCCAUCCUACCACACCGUGCCUGUCGUCGGGAACUGCGGCGACGCCACUCCCUCAAUUCCCGAGACCAAUGUUUGAGUUCUUGUUCGACAGUGCUCGCGCCGUCAUUAACCUGUUCCUGACAGGCACCGUGAAGCGGUGUCCCGACAUCACCUUCCACAUGUCCCACGUCGGAGGCGCGUUCCCACCCCUGAUCAACCGGUUCUCGAGCGUCGCCGAGGUCAUGAAGCUGGGAGGAUCUGCCAACGAGGUCACCCCGGCAUGGGUCAAGGAGAGGCUCAACAAACAAUUCUACUUCGACACGGCGGGAUGGGCCUUCCCGGAGCAGGCCAAGGGGCUGCUGGAGUACGUCACCGUCGAUAGGAUGCUGUUUGGAAGCGAUUUUCCUUAUACGCCCUUACCGGUGGUCCAAGGUCUGUCCAAGCAGCACGAUGAGUAUCUGCCCCAGGUGUUUGCCAGUGACGACGACAAGGAGAAAUUAUGUACCAAGAACGCUUUGCAGCUCUUCAAAAAGUAA
This is a messenger RNA of Fonsecaea nubica, 990 nucleotides long. RefSeq lists its product as hypothetical. Gene Ontology annotation, cellular component: cytosol; cytoplasm. Gene Ontology annotation, biological process: secondary metabolic process. The transcript has 3 exons. The record is from RefSeq and is a predicted model, not a curated record. The coding region runs from base 1 to 990 and encodes 329 amino acids. Gene Ontology annotation, molecular function: carboxy-lyase activity; hydrolase activity. Lineage: Eukaryota; Fungi; Ascomycota; Eurotiomycetes; Chaetothyriales; Herpotrichiellaceae.